CUGUCUCUGCUUAAUUAAAUGCCGUAUAAGGUGGGGGGAGUACAAAGACCAAGCCAACCGUGCUUGACGCAAAGCUUACGGAAAAAGCUUCCUGCAGUCACAAGUAAUCGUCAGGUAGUAAGUAGUAGGCCGCCGGGCUUUAACAGCAGGCCUGCUAUUAGUCGCCCAUCCGCUACGUUGCACAGGGUGGUAGUAAGGACUGACGCCCGCCUCCUCCUCUCAUGUAGGCCACAUCCCAUCCCAUCACUAACUGGGCCAACCAAUUGGCACCAAUGCAGUCCGUACUGCACGGGAGGAAAGCUAAGGAGAAGCAAGGAAGCAAAUCCUCUCGCUCAGGAACGGUCCGGAGCAGGCAUGGCUGCAGGUCUAGCCAAAAACGAUCUUAGUGGUCAUGCAGGAGAGGGGCCGGGGCUUAGUUUUGGGGGGAGGAAUUCAUUUUUCAGCUUUGAAAUUCCAAGCCAAUCACGGGCGGAGACUCGAGGGAAAAUGCACACAAGGAAGGGGAAAAAUGAAAAAAAUAGAAAAUGGAAGGUGAAAUAAAAUGAAAUAAAAUAGAAUAAGAAGAGAGA
Messenger RNA from Aspergillus welwitschiae, 569 nucleotides. RefSeq lists its product as uncharacterized. The transcript has a single exon. The record is from RefSeq and is a predicted model, not a curated record. The coding region runs from base 19 to 540 and encodes 173 amino acids. Lineage: Eukaryota; Fungi; Ascomycota; Eurotiomycetes; Eurotiales; Aspergillaceae.